Messenger RNA from Trypanosoma rangeli, 2064 nucleotides. RefSeq lists its product as uncharacterized. The transcript has a single exon. The coding region runs from base 1 to 2064 and encodes 687 amino acids. The record is from RefSeq and is a predicted model, not a curated record. Gene Ontology annotation, molecular function: metal ion binding. Lineage: Eukaryota; Euglenozoa; Kinetoplastea; Trypanosomatida; Trypanosomatidae.
AUGGAAUUAAAUUAUAUCGGCGCGCAAUGCGUUGACAUUUCUGGGCAUACAACACCAACGAAUGAAACGCCCUGUAAGAGCACUCCAGGAAACUCACAUGUAGAGAAUCUUGGGAAUCAUGCUCUGUUGAACGGCGCUAACCCUCCGUUUCGCCCGAGCAAUUCGCCAGAGGACGAGGACACGUCAAGGAUGCCUAAGAGCGCGGACACAUUGCUGACUUCUUUCAGCUCUUCCUUGUGUCUAACGGAAGCUUUUCAGACAACCACGCAUACGCUCGGGUCUUCUACAUUCUCUGGAACUUCUGCGUUGCAAAAUCCGGCCAACGCAUUCGCAGUGCUCUGGGAAACCGGGGCCAAAGCAAUCUUUGCCUCACUUGGAUCUGAGGUUGGCGGGUCUGCUGCUGAAGCUUGUUGUGAUAUCCCCUUAUUUUCAAAUCUUGGCGGCAACGCGAAUGCAGCCAGCGCUCCUCCGCCAUCGCCGAAAUAUGAGAAGCCGGCAAAAAACUCCUGUUCUCGUGAUGAGGAUGAUGACAUUUUCUCAAUGCUCAAUCCCCAACCAUGCGCCGCCGGUGGUAAUAUCUGGAAAUCCGAUGCCACCAAUGAGGGCAGCUUAGAGAGGGACGACGAGAGCUGUCUGGAAAUGCCCCAGGUUCUGCCCAUUCCCUCCACUGCAUCAUCGGACUUCUUGGAGUCUGUCACAGAGGAAAGGUUUGAUUUCAUGCAUGACACAGACAUCGAAGAGAAGGUGCUCCUUGUGGUGGAUCCACGACGUUCAAAGCUUCGUGUUCCACUUAGCGCGAUAUCCCCCACCAGAGCCCUUGGAGUUCGCGCACAAAAUCCUAGUUUGUGCCUCCUCUAUCAGUCCGGUCGUUGUCGCCAAGGCGCUAAUUGUCAUCAGGUACAUGUAGAUCCGGAGGUGGUAGACCGCAUACGCCGUAUUGUAGACAGUCUUCCAUGUUGUUGCACUUUUCAUGGUGACUACAAUGCCCAUCUUUGGAAUGCAAAGGCCAACACCAGCCGAAAUGUUGUGAUCAGUGGGGUGGUGGUGCCGCUCAGCCGUGUGGCUUAUACAAAUGGCCUAACCCGCUUUGUUACAGGCACAACACAACGCCCGCUGAGCCGUGGGGUCCUCUGUCGUCUGCACGGUAAACCGGGUGGUUGUCGCUAUGGCGCAGAUUGCUGGUAUCUGCACGUGUGCCGUGAAAUUCUGGAAAAUGAGUUUGCGAUUGUGAUAGGGUCCCAUACGACGAAUUCAACAACGGAAGGUAACCCAGCACUGUCGCCAAGUGUGGCACGAACGGGUUCAUCUGUAACGCAUGACGUCCAAGCAACGGUAUCAUUUAAACAGCAACAGCGGUCUUUGUCAACUUUUCCUUUUGCGGAAAUUUCUUCUUCAGCUGUGGCCGUAGCUCCCUUUUUGAUCCAAGACCACAAAAAUAAUGGUGGUGUCGGCACGGCGUUUGCCAACAGUAGCCCGACUGUCUCUUCAGCAUUCUCUUGUGUGUGGGUACACCCCACUUCGCUGCCACAGAAAUCGGUGCCGACGCUUUCAAGUGUAGCUGCAGCUGGAGGUGCGGGCUUGCACUAUGAGAGUUUGCUACAAGGCCCUUUCGCUAGUACGAUGCCGUCCCAGGGGGUUUCCUCUCCCUCUCAGAAUCUAAGGUGUGAAACUGCUGUGCUCAUGUCCAAUGUAUACUCUGCUAACCAAGCGGCCUUCGCUUUUCCAAUGCACGAUGGGCUUGCAACUCAGUCGUCUAUGUCACCUACCCCACCGUACCACCUUGUGCAACAAACUCAGGCCGUUGGAGUGACGGGAGUGCAAUUGAAUUCCUUCCCUUCAGCAGCAUACCCUGCUAUGGGCUUCACACAGCAACAAACACAGCAGCAGCAACAAGAUGGGCAGCAGACAUACAUACCGCAGCAGGCUACGAACAUGGCAUCUUCGGCUUUUAUUGCUCCCCCCGCUGUUUACGCUCCGCCUAGCCACUUGGAAGGGUUUGUUCAGUUGCAAGCCAGUGCGGGGACAGGCAUGACGUUUCUCCCUGCAGCACCGUAUUUGUUUUGA